Mycena citricolor is the source of this 4756-nucleotide messenger RNA. The record is from the annotation of a GenBank genome assembly. NCBI's taxonomy places the organism in Eukaryota, Fungi, Basidiomycota, Agaricomycetes, Agaricales, Mycenaceae.
CGGGCUUUUGCUUGGGAAGGUACGACUACUGACUGGAUGGCUACACGUUCGGACUGAGGUACUCGAGAUGGAGAGUCGUUUUUCGCUCAUAUUCAGAGUCGCUGGGCUGUAGAGAGAAGUUGUCGGUACCACUGUACUGGAGCGACAACCACGAACUCGGUCGAGACAAAACCGUUCCAGCUCAAGACCCUGGAACGAUAUCAGAGUUUGCCGACGCCUGUUGUCACGCCGUGUCGAACACUUCUUAUCCUUAUCUCCGUCAACUUCAUGCAAACCAGUGAAUCCGACAUGGCUGCUCUCUUCCCCAUAAUGCUACUCUUCGUCGGUCUUUUGACUUGCGCGUUAUUUUGGUGUCUCCUCUCGUCGUGUCUCGGAACUUCGACCCGACAGGCUCUGAGCAAUGUCUGGGAAUAUCUCUUACUUUCUUCAAGGAACUCUGGCGACAGCCCGUUGCGAAUGAGGCGUCGGGCCGCGCAGGGUCGAUUUGGCAUGGCAGCAGAGGAGUGGGAGAUGAAUAGCGUGCAUUGAGAGUAGAGACGUUACUCGAAAUAACAAGAGGACGACCAUAGCGCGUUUGAUCUGUUAGGGGGUGUUUUGACGUAUAAAAGCUCGCCCCUCACCACCUUUCUGCCCGAGUCUCUCUUUCUCUCUCCACCACAACAUCUAGGCACCCACAUUCACGCGCGUCUCGCCCUACAAACUAUUCAACCAUGAAGAUCUCUUCCAGCUCUUCAAUCCUCCUAGCAACUCUCGCUAUAUCCUCGUCCACUUCAAGCUGUCUCGCUGCACCGACCGGCGACCCGCCCAACUCGGAUGUCGCCGCGAUGGCAAGCUCGCCCAGUGUGCAUCCCGUAUCCAUGGUAUCUGACCAGGUGUCGCGUGCACCCACUGUUGAUCAAGCAAUGAACAUGGCGCGAGCUUUCAGUGUGGAAAACGGACAUGAUUCUCGCGGUCUGCUUGAUCCCCUCGGUGUCCUCGUCUGUCCCCUAUUCAAUUUGAUCUCCGAUUGCGGGCCCAAGGCGAGCAACAAACAGUCCAUGUCUGAAGCCUCAACCCACCCAAUCUCUGUAACUCAAGCCAUUGAGAAUCUUAACGCUGCUAUCGUGGUCCUGCAAGCGCAGCAAGCGGCCGAGUACGAUCCGGAUCAAGAUUCUGGCAAUGACGGCAACUCCCGUUUCGCUCAUCCUCAUCCAGAUGACGGAAAUGAUCAGACCGGCGGCGUCGACAACAACAACAAUGGAUCUCAAUGGUCAACGCAUGCUGGGUCUAACAACAACGACAAUUCGAGUGACUCAAAGGAUGACUCGUCUCCCGGCUCUGGAUCUGCAGAAACGACACCCACGAUGUCUUCGACUGCUACAUGGGGCGCCCCGUCUGCCCAGUCAAGCACUAUUCCUGGUCGUCGCGACUUGCCUGUUUCUCUGCCUGGCCCGGCUUCUGGUCCAGCGGGCAUCGUCACUGGUGCAGUGGGAAGUAUUCCUGGCACUGUGGUUGGUGUUGCCUCUGGCGGCCCUGGUGCUGCACCUGGUGCUGUCGUUGGGACUGUGAGUAGUGUUCCCGGCACGGUUGUGGGGACUGCAGGCGGUGCGCCUGCCAUUGCUGGGACCAUACCUGGUACGGUUCUUGGAACAGCAGGGAAUGUUCCAGGCACUGUUGUGAGCACCGUCGGCGGUGCACCUGUCACUGCUGGUGGUGUUCCGGGCACCAUUGUAGGAACUGUCGGUGGUACACCUGCUGGGGCCAUUCCCGGCACGGUUCUUGGGGCUACAGGGAAUGCUCCAGGUGCUGUUGGUGGCGUUCCCGGCACUAUCAUUGGCACUGCAGGCGGAGCUCCCGCGAUGAUCGCUGGUACAGCAGGUACCGUAGCCGGUGGUCUUCCAGUUCAACCACCUGGCCCCGUCGCAGGCGCUCCUGGACAGGCUGCUGGUUUGCUCGGCAGCACUGUCGGCCCCGUCACUGAUGCCGCCGGUAACGCCGUCAACACUGUAGUCAAGGCUGGUGACAGUGUCCUUGCAACGGCAAACAGCAAGGCUCUUCGGGCGUUGCCGAUGCCUAUGCCGAUGCGUCGAUGGACUUCUCGCCGGGCCUUCGGCUCGCGUCAGGCUCCUGUUUCUCCGCCGGCCGCUCCUCCAGCUCAGCCUCCCGCUGCACCCCCUGCCCCACCCGCUGCACCCGCUGCGCCUGCUCAGCCUCCAGCUGCUCCCGCUCCGCCCGCGCAUCCGCCCGCCGCGCCUGCUCAACCUCCGGCUGCUCCUGCUCCACCUGCUCAGCCUCCAGCUGCUCCUGCUCCACCUGCUCAACCUCCAGCUGCUCCCGCUCCACCCGCGCAUCCGCCCGCCGCGCCUGCUCAACCUCCGGCUGCUCCUGCUCCUCCGGUCCAACCGCCGGCUGCUCCCGGCCCGGCCUCAGGCGUUCCAGCGACUGUUGGCUCAACUGUCGGCAGUGCGCCUGGCACUGCUGGUGGCACCGGCUCAACUGUGAUUGGGAGCGCUCCAGGACCCGUCGGAGGAUCGCCUGCUAGUGCGGCGCCUGGGAUUGCGGCUGGUGUCGCUGGGGGUCCCGUGGGCGCCGUUGGCAACACUGUCGGCCACGCUUAAAGUUGUAUGUUCUUUCUUAUACCUAGGCAGCCUUAGUGAGAAUACCAUAAUUUCGUUCAGACCAUCUGCGUGCACAUCAGACUGUUCUCUUGCUAUUCUCCGAAGAAAACGAAUGAAUGAUCGCCGAGUUAUGUCUGUCAACGACGUUGUUGAUCGUCGCCGCCAUCUAUACUUACUUACUGCCACUGGCCACUAUUGCCUUUCUAUUCUGAAUUUGGCUCUGGCCGGUCCCAGCCAUGUCGCGUCCUACUCCCCUCUAUUCUACCUCAAACAUCGUUCCAGGCCGCUUCGACAAUGCUCAACUCACUCCACGGACCCCUCACUCGCGCGCAGGACGGGCAGAAGAAUCCUUCUCAGGUUAUGAACUGGAACAGGUCGACAUCGACGAUGACGAUGACGACGUGCACUACGGCUCUGCCACGCAACAACAAAACGCGCCGCUGUUAGCGUCGUCCGCCAGCGACAGCUUUCCUCCGCAACAUGGCUACCGAAGUCGCGGAGAUGAUUACGACGCACAUGCGCACUCCCCAGCAAAGAAAGCCAAGGUCUUCGGUCUCGGCGUCGACGUAAUCAUGUCGCGGCUCCCAUUGGCGCUGUACUCAUCGGUCGCCGCGGUGCUGCUGGUUUUGGUCUUCUUUUCAUUGAAGGAGCCGGAGAAGUUGAAAGAGUAUGUGGUUGGUACUACGUCAGCGUCAGCAGGUGCGACGAGCGUGAAGGUGGAUUUGCAUCAGGCGAGCGCGACGGCAACCCCUGCCUCCGCACCACAUCACGGUGCCAGCGCACCCCGACCGUCAUGGGUGGCUGAACGUCCGCAUCUCGUGGCGGAGCCCAACAUUGAGCUCAUUUCGUACGCCAACUACUCCACGUUCCCGCUGAACCCCCUCGACUACCGCGCUGAAUGCAUCAAAAUUACACCGGAAAUUCAGACCGCGCAUCCGUUUUGGGUGAGCAAACCACCGCGCGACGUCCUACACAAGGACGAGUCCCCCGAUUACAUCCGACCGUCGAACGAGAUGCCCGUGUGCCGGCGGACGAUGACAUACCAGCUCGAUGGGUGGGCAGGGCUGCUGACUGAUUUGGCAUUAAUCGCACAGGUUGCCACGUUGGCGCGCACGCACAAUGCGACGUUUUUCAUCAUGGAUCAAUUCUGGAACCGAGGCCGGUGGUCAGAUUAUUUCGAUGAUGUGCUCAUAGGCCAGCCGGGUCCUGAGCCAGGAUGUUGGCCUCCUCCAGCUGAAGAAUAUGUUGCCUGCCCCAGGACGGCCAGGCAUUGGAUCAUCAAUUCGCGCACAGCCAGAUAUCACCUCCGCCACGACUUCCACGAAGAGUAUACCGAUCCAUACGGCCGCAACUUGAACCGCAUGAAGCCGAUCUUCGAUGCCGCAUUCACGAGUUUGCAGCACACGAUCCAGCUGAAUGCAUACAUGAAACAGAUGGUCAACGACGCGCGGGAGGAGCUGCAUGCCAAAAUUGUGAAACAUUUCAACACACGGGUGCCGCACGCGGGGUACAUCGGCAUCCAUGCGCGCAGAGGCGACCGGAAUCGCGCCUGGCAGCAAUACGGGAUGGGGCGCUACGUCCCGAUCCCCGACUACAUCUCCGCCGCAGUUGAUGCUUGGACACGCUUGGGCUUGGAAUUGCCAACGUCGACACACGCGGACAACCUGAUCCAGCCGUUUGUUUUCGUUGCAUCCGACAGCCCGGAUGCGCUGAAACAGUUGGCCGAUGGAUUCGCGCCGGACCGAGCAUAUUCUCUGGCUCUCAGCGAAAGACCCGAGUUGAGGAAGCUGGCGAGUCCCUCAGAGUAUGAUCAGAACACGUUCAUGGCCGUCAAGGACCCUAUCGCUCGAGUCCAAUGGACCCGGGGCAUGGUGGUAGACUUUGCACUCCUCAGUGGAGCUUGGGCCGACGAUGGGCAGGUCAUCCCCGACGCAUUGGUGUGCACCAUCAGGUUGGUCCUACCUUACAAUCAUCCACCUCGUCAGGCUAACUUUCUCAGUUCUGUCAUUUGCAAAUUCGCUCCAGUCGCUAUGGGCUGGAAACGCGCCUUUGGCAACGUCGACGAGAUGGGUUACGUCGACAGCGAGAACAAGCGUUGGGUGGAAAUCGACGUCAAAGGUCGCGUCGUUCCCGUUUGGGAUGCGUUCGAGGCACCAUGA